ACCAAACCACAUAUAUUAAUUCUGUGUAUUUAGCUUCCUACUGCACCUUAAGUCGAUCCCUUCUUAAGGUACACACACAUAUAUAUAUAUAUACAUACAUACACUUAAAAGAGUUUUGAGUUUGAAUAUGGUUGUGGCUCCUCCAACAAGUCCGUUAAUAUUAAGGACUAAUACUAAGAAGACGAGGGCCGUUGGGAACAUUCCUCCCACAGUUGAUCUGUCUCUUGAGAGGUCUCUCUUGUCCCAGAAAAUCGUGGAAGCAUGUGAAGAAUUUGGCUUCUUCAAGGUGGUCAACCAUGGCUUUCCUCGGCACAUCAUUGCCAGCAUGGAAAGGGAAGCGGCUGAUUUCUUUGCCCGGCCGGCUUCCCUGAAGCAGCAGGCUGCUGCUCGUCCCCCGACUCCCUUCGGCUAUGGCUGCAGAAAUAUCGGCUUCAACGGCGACAUGGGCGAGCUCGAGUAUCUUCUUCUCCACGCCAACCCACACUCCGUCUCUCAGGGGUCUCACGCUAUCUCCGCCAACCCAACAAAGUUCAGCUGUGCAGUGAAUGAAUACAUAGAAGCGGUGAGGCAGCUGGGCAGUGAAAUUCUUGAUCUAGUGGGUGAAGGACUACUGUUAGAAGACAAAUGGGCGUUGAGUAGGCUCAUCACAGACGUCCACAGCGACUCCUGCUUCAGGCUCAAUCACUAUCCUCCUCCUCCUCCUCCUCCUGCUCCUCCUCCUCGUACUAAUAUUAUUACUGCUACUCCUCCCGAACGUACGGGAUUUGGGGAGCAUUCUGACCCUCAGAUCUUGACCCUCCUCAGAUCCAACGACGUCGGAGGCCUUCAAAUUUGUUUGGACGAUGGCUUGUGGGUCCCUGUGCCUUCUGACCCCACUCAGUUCUGCGUCUUUGUGGGGGACGCUUUGCAGGCGAUGACAAACGGGCGGUUUGUGAGCGCCAGACACAGAGUGGUGGUGGGCAAAGGCAAGGGCAAGGGCAGACAGUCGAUGUUGUAUUUCGGGGCUCCCCCGCUGAACGCAUGGAUUUCGGCUCUGCCGGAGAUGCACUCACACAGGCACACCCCCAUUAUUCAGUACAAGCCCUUCACUUGGGCUCAAUUCAAGAAGGCUGCCUACUCUCUGCGUUUAGGAGAUCCCCGUCUCCACCUCUUCAAGGCCACUCCCCCUCCUCCUCCUCCUCAUCCUAAUAAUUAACGGGAAUUAGUACUCUUGUUCAGAGAUCAGAUGU
Messenger RNA from Diospyros lotus (date-plum), 1229 nucleotides. RefSeq names its product gibberellin 2-beta-dioxygenase 2-like. The record is from RefSeq and is a predicted model, not a curated record. The transcript has 3 exons. Gene Ontology annotation, biological process: response to light stimulus; gibberellin catabolic process. Lineage: Eukaryota; Viridiplantae; Streptophyta; Magnoliopsida; Ericales; Ebenaceae. Bases 128 to 1195 code for a protein of 355 amino acids.